Messenger RNA from Ceratina calcarata, 3262 nucleotides. It is a transcript of the gene C1q-VP, whose product is annotated as C1q-like venom protein. Gene Ontology annotation, molecular function: protein binding. NCBI's taxonomy places the organism in Eukaryota, Metazoa, Arthropoda, Insecta, Hymenoptera, Apidae. Bases 192 to 674 code for a protein of 160 amino acids. The transcript has 3 exons. The record is from RefSeq and is a predicted model, not a curated record.
AGACGAGGGAGGCAAGGUAGUAGUAAGGAGUAUUGGAAGUGGCGUCAAGACCAAACCAGGCAGGCUUCAAGGUAAUAUAAAGGCGUACCGACGACUUCACCUGGUUCAACUUACCUGGAACACCGAGGAGCUGCGUGGUCCCGGAACACCUUGCAAGAACAUCCGCCACUGCCACACCACUUUCUACCAUCAUGGUGGUGUGGUUGGUAUUGUUGAUAACAUCAGUGUUGGCGGAGGCUGUGGUACCAGAUCCACCAUCUCCCGGUAUCACCACUGUCGGCUCGUUAAAAUUGGCAACGGCCGCUGACUGUGCCGGUAUCGUUGCUUUCUCAGCAACUCAGGCUUCUGUCGAUCAUGCCAGAGUGAUUCUCGCGGAGACGCUGGUCGACAAAGGCGUGGGUUACGUCGCCCAAACAGGAAUUUUCACCACUCACUGUCCAGGUCUCUAUCAAUUCAGCUUCGCCGGAUACGGGAGCACCGAUCUACGACUGACUCUGAAAAAGAAAUUGAACAAGUCCGAUAGCUGGAGAUCGGUAGUCAGUGCUGGGCCUGGUGGAGGCGCCAAUUUGAUUCUGUUGGACGUCGAAGCCGGCGACCAGCUCGCUGUCUUCGUGGAGUCUGGGAAGAUAGCGGACAGCGUCACGUUCUCCGGCUAUAGAAUCGCCAAGAAAUAAUCUGACCAAGACGAGGAUUUAUAAGAUAUUCUAAGAAGAUUUGAACUGUUUGGAAGAUUCGACCUUUGAUAUUCUAGAUCGAAACUUUGCUGUCAGCUGAAUUAGAAUAAUGCGAAAUUGAUCGGUGAUCAGCAGGAAAUUGUUCAUUUCUUUUUUUUUCUUAUGGAAGGACCUUACGGCUGAUCACUGUUUUAGUAAACAAUUGUUUGAGGAUCUGAUACCAUGAAGUACAAAAUUGAGACUAGUAGUCUUUGAUAAAUGUGGACCAAAAAUUUGAAUUUUUCUGAAUUUUUAAUUAUUUGCUCGUAUUCAGGGAUUCGAUCAGAGCGGUUUUAAUUUUUUCAAGGAACCUAACGCUCUGUGAUAGCUCUCUCUCUUUUUCUCUCUCUCUCUCUCCCUCCCCACGUUUUCUUUUCUUAUCCUCUCGUGAUUUUAAUAAUGCGCGUAUUAUUAAAAUGGCGACAUGAAUAUCUUUAUCAUUAGAUUGGUGCAUUGUACAUUUAUUUCAUAUUUUUUUCUUUUUAUUGUUUCUCACUUUCCUAUUUACUGAUUUUAUGUUUAUUUUUCUCCCUUUAUAUUUUCAUUUCUUACUCUGUUGUCUUUUUUACCCUUUGAAUUCUGUCUCUAUUCUAUCUACGCAUACAAAUUUUCUAUUACAUUUCAUACUACGUUUUUCUUCUCUUUUACUGUGUAAAAAUUAUCUUUUCCUCUACUAUACACCAUGUUCUAACUGUAUUUCUAUUCCAUUUUUCUAUGGUAUUUGGUACUAUUUUCCAAUAUUCUAUUCUAUCAAAAUUUCACAUCUUUUUCUUCUUGUCAACUAUUUCUUUCUUGCCUGCACUUUUCUUCCGUACCUAUCAGUAUUACAUCUUUAAAAUUGGUUCAACUUGCAGUAAUAUACUGUUGACUAUUCUUUUUCAUUUUCCUUUUCAAUUUAUGUACUCUGCUUCACUCUUCUCAUUUUACUUUCCCCUACGAUGCCAUAAUUAUGGUAUACUUGCUGCAACUAGUCUACUGUCUUUACCGGUGCCACUCAUUCAAUGGCAAACUUUCUCCAAUUUUCAUAUCUUUUACUGUUUCCUCAUGCUCUGUUUCUGUUUAUUUUUUUCUAUCUUCCGUAUCUAUUUCCGCCGCAAAAAUUGUUUCCCUAAUUAUGUUUUUCCCUCUAUUUUCUGUUAUGGUCUAUUAAGUUUGUGUUGUUUCAAUUUUAUUUUUAUUUUCAUGUCUCAAUCUUAUCUUUCCUGUACAUUCUAUUUUUCGAAGUGUCUUCUAUAUUCUUUCUAUUUUCUCCGAUUUUCUACUGUUUUCUAAUUCUUCUUUCCUGUACUUAAAAAUUGUUUACUUUAUGUAAAUAUCUCUCUCAGCUCUCUUUUCUUCUCAUUACUUAAUCUAUCUUUCAUUUUUCCCUUGUUUUCUUCUAUCUCUAUUUGUUUCAAUAUUUCACAACUUUAUUUCGAUCUCAACAAUUCUGAAUCUCUAUGAAUCUGUUCCUUUUUAUUUUUCAUUUUCGUUCUGCCUAUUCUAAACUGUAUCUAUAAAUAUUCUUUUCGUCCUUAUUUCUUGAUAUUUUCCAGUCUUGUAAAUACUUUCUACAAUUUCUCUAUUCUAUCUACAUUACCGUCUUUUCUUCACUUCGAAUUCUUUAUAUCUUGGAAUUUUCUCGUCGCUGAAAUGUAAUCGCUUCCCCAGUCUCGCUGAUGCAAAAUCAAAAUUGACUGCUUUAAUGCUGUUCAUUCUACUCUAUAAGGUACUUCUCUCUCUUUCUGUUUCUCUUCUAUCUAUUUUUCCUCUCUCUUCUUUUUCUAAAUCUGAUCUUUUCCCUGUUUCAUAUUUCUUUCAUCUUCCUAUGUCGUUACUUUUCUAUCUAUAUUUCUUUUAUACACUUUUUUUAUGAAACUACUUCUCUCCUAUGUUUUUUCCUACCUUGUACUUUGUUUUAUGUGAAUUGCCUCUCUACAAUACUUUUUCACACACUCGAGGAAAAAUCUGUCUAUAGAAGUAUGACCAUAAGAGAGACGUUAGUUUCUCAGAAACGAAGCGUUACUUUCAACCAGGAAGCUACGCGUUUUCUCUGGUCUUCUCUCACUUCUAGUCUAGUCCUCCCACCUAUUCGUUACCUGGACCUAUCUCGCAAAAACGAAAGAACAAUGCCUAUGCGUCACUCUCCUCAUGCUGUGAUUCUCAAGUGCUAUAGCCCACGCGAAAUCCACGUUCUACUCUGCUAUCGAUUCUUCUUCACCUUUUUCACUUGAACCUUCGCUGUUCCAUUUAAAGCAGACCUCGUAAUCAUGAUUUAGAAAAAAAUUAUUGAUUCAAUGAGAGAAAAUGUUUUUCGCGAAGGGAAUAAAAUGUUUCGAAUGAUAAAAUUAAACAAGAACAGCGAAGGGUUAAAUGAUACUCUUGGUAAUAAUUUUGAGCUUCAAAUAGUUCUUUCUGUAAAGUUUAAUGGUUGCUUGAUCGAUUAUGCUUAUUAUUUCUCGGAGAAAAUCCAGAGAACGGACACUUCUUUUAAUAUUUGAAAAAUUGAUCAAGCAACCAUUGCUCACUAUAUCUUGGCAGUCUGUUUUCAAAUAAACGAUCGGCUUUUA